Molecule: messenger RNA, 1138 nt
Organism: Triticum urartu
Lineage: Eukaryota; Viridiplantae; Streptophyta; Magnoliopsida; Poales; Poaceae
Product: F-box/LRR-repeat protein At3g48880
Molecular function (GO): protein binding
Source: RefSeq, a predicted model, not a curated record
GGUCGGCAUUCUUGCUGGUACACCCCCACAACCUACCUCUCCAUUUGCGAAAGAAAAAGGAAACCUACCGCUCUCCGACCGUCCAUGGCGCCGCCGGCGGUCCGGUCGUGGGGGGAGCUGCAGCACGACCUCCUUGUGGCGAUUAUGUCCCGCGUGGGCGCCCCCGAUUUACUUUCUGGCGGCGCACCCCGUACCUGCUCUGCGUGGUGGGCCGCCGCUCGCGACCCGCUCGCAUGGCGCCGCGUUGAUCUCCGGGACUGGACAGCCCGGACCUCCGCCCGGCGCGCGGCUGGGUCCGGUGCCACCAGAGGGAGCAUCUCCGUCCAGGACGCUCUCACCGGCGACCUUGAGGUCGCCGCAACGCGGGCAGAUGGUCGGAUGGAGGCUGUGCUCCUCCCGGAGUUUGCCGAUGAAGGGCACCUCAUGUUCCUCGCCGAGAGGAGCCCAAACCUGCACUAUUUCAGCUUUCCUACCACAUGUGUGACUUCUGAUGACUUCUGUGAGGUGAUCAGCAAACUUCAGUCACUUAAAGGCAUGGCGGUGGAUGAGAGUCUUGUUAAUUAUGAAGUCCUCCUCCAUGUGCACCAGUGUUGCCCAGAUUUUCUGGAGCUGAAAGUGUUUGCUCUCUAUGUGGAUGAAGAUAUGGCCUCCGUAAUUUGCGAGUCCCUUCCGCGGCUGAAGAAGCUCGAGAUACCAAAUUCUGAUAUGUCCUGUGCUGCAAUAGUAAAAUUCCUGGAUUGCCUAGAGGAGCUUGAGUAUCUGGAUAUAUCAGGUUAUGAGACCUCGGCCAUCUCAAGCAGCGUGCUUCAUAAAGCUUCACGGCUCAAGGCCUUUAUCUGGAACUCGAAGUUUGAGCUCGGCGAGUUCAUGGAUUGCUCAAAUUGUGGAGAACACAACAUUAAUCCUCAGGAGCCCUGUAAGUGCACCAUGGAUAACAAAGUCAUGGAUUGGCUGGCUGGGCCAUCGCAAACUGCCUGACACCGGGCAUGCAUGUGUAGUCUCUGUUGUUAACUAAUUAUAAUUUCCUGUUCGAAAAUUCUAAAUAAGUUUGAGUUGGUCGUAGUACAAUGUAAUGGAUGGUACAUUCGACUGCAUAGUCGAUAUGACAUUUUGUUUGCUUGUCUGCCUGUUUUUUCUA